GUCAUCAUGUACUCAGUCAUGGCGGAAUAAAGCGGUUGAACCAUCUCUCCCCCCCUCUCAUGGUGGUUAGUUCAACUUCAAUUCAUUUUCUUGUCUAUAUCAACAGUUACCAACUACUCCCUCCCCACUCCAAUUCAACAUCAUACGUUGAAAACCAACUUCUCCUAAUCCUCAACUACAAUUCACACAACCUCAAAAAACCAAACCCUCAAUUCUCCGCACCCUAUAAAUCAACCUUAAACUAACUGCGUUCUUCAAUUCAAUUCAAUUCAUCGUCAGACGUAAUAAUGUCAACGUCGUCGUCCAUGAAUGUCCUGGCGGAGAAGCUGUCGUGGUACUGCGCUUUGUUGGUGGCGCUCAUGCUGGUUCUGAGCUGCUGCGAGUCGACGGAGAGCGAGUUCGCCGCCAAGAUGAUGGUGGAAACGCCGCCGCACGCGGCGGCGGGGGGUUGCGACGAGAUUUACGUGGUGCGGGAAGGGGAAACGCUGCAUACCAUAAGCGAUAAGUGCGGAGAUCCUUUCAUCGUUGAAGAGAAUCCUCAUAUUCAUGAUCCCGAUGAUGUUUUUCCUGGCUUAGUUAUCAAGAUUACUCCGUUCAAGCAGCGUCUCUAGUUUAUAUAUAUCAUCCUAUAAUAUUAUGUUUUUUUUUUUUUAUUAUCACCAUGUAGUAUUGUAAAAAAAAAAAAAAUUGUUCACAAUUUAUCAUUCAAGAAUCAACUGAAUUGCCUGUUGUCUUGUCUCCCUAAGUGGUGGUUUGUAAAGAAAUGAAUUACCCGUUUUACUAGCUAGGCAUGCAUGGCCUAUGUGGUACAGUAUUUAAGUUUACAUAGCUCGAUUUUAUAUGAGUAAUAAUACACCUAUUUUUAUUUUUUACUUCAUUUUUUACUCUCAACUUAGGCGUCAUAUUCUUAUUAAUAUUAUUUUUCUCUUCUAUAAAUCUAAUCAUAGACACAUGACGGAAGUUUUACCGUAGGAGUACAUGUAUCAUUUACCAUUUUAUAUAUAAGGUUGUAUU
This is a messenger RNA of Ipomoea triloba (trilobed morning glory), 1014 nucleotides long. RefSeq lists its product as uncharacterized. NCBI's taxonomy places the organism in Eukaryota, Viridiplantae, Streptophyta, Magnoliopsida, Solanales, Convolvulaceae. The coding region runs from base 288 to 611 and encodes 107 amino acids. The transcript has a single exon. The record is from RefSeq and is a predicted model, not a curated record.